AUGGGCUCUGAGGCAACCUGGGACUUUAUCAUUGUCGGCGGCGGCCCCACCGGCUGUGCUCUCGCGGUCAAUAUAGAUCGCUCGACAACCCGUCCUCGAGCCCUGCUUUUGGAAGCAGGCGUGCGGGGUGAUGACAAGUCCUUGCAUGUGGAUGGUCAGCGAUGGAACACCUUCCUGAACAAAGAGGUGAACUGGGGAUAUAAGACCGUACCUCAGGAGAACUGCAACGGCCGUCAACUCGACUACUCACAAGGCAAAGUACUGGGCGGUACCACUGCCAUUAGCUUUUCAGUCUUCACCGUGGGGUCUCGGGACGAGUAUGACGAGUGGGCGACCGUUGUGGGAGACGAGUUGUAUAAGUGGGAUCGCAUGCAGCCGCGAUUUCGACGCUUGGAAACUUUCGACAGCACAAUUUCAGAGCCGAAGAACGCAAAAUAUGCUGGUCCGAAAUCUUCAGAUCAUGGAUCCCAAGGUGCUCUGCGAGUAGGCUUUGCUUCAGAGUGGGAGCAAGACGUACCCUUGAUGCUGGAUGUUUUCGAACAAGCAGGCCUUGUUCGUAAUCCUGAUCAGAACUCGGGCAAUCCGAUCGGAAUGGCUCUGGUUGUCAAUUCAGCCCACAAAGGAAGGAGAAUCACUGCAGCCGAUCUGCUGGGCGCGGCACCGGAGAAUCUAAAAGUCAUCACAGAGUCCCCAGUGCACAGGGUUGUCCUCGACGGGAAGAAAGCGAUCGGAGUGGAAUGCAAUGGCAAACAAUAUCACGCUUCCAAAGAAGUCAUCGUCGCCGCAGGUGCACUUGGUUCCCCGAAGAUCUUGAUGCAUUCUGGAAUCGGCCCUGCCGAUCAACUUGAAAAAUUCCGGAUAUCAGUUGUUGAGCACCUUCCAUCAGUGGCUCAAGGUCUUAAAGAUCAUUUUAAUGUUCCUCUCUGCUUCCAACGGAAGCCAGAAACGAAUGAUCGAAAUGCCUUCUUCGGCGAUAAUGCCACCAUGGACCGAGCUAUGGCGCAGUGGAUGAAGGACGGAACAGGGCCAUGGUCACGCUACUCGUGUCAGUUCGCAGCUGGCUUCUUCAAAUCAGACAAUCUCCUUGCGUCGGCAGAAUUUCAGGCGCUUCCGCCAUCUGUUCAAGACUUCCUGAAGCGGGGGAGACGCUAUAUCUGCCUGGGGUUGUUUCUCCUGAACGAACAAUCCAGCGGCGAAGUCCGCCUCCAGUCGUCGAACCCAGACGACCCGCUGUUGUUUGAUCCCAAGUUCCUUUCCCAUCCCUUUGAUCGCCGCGCUUGUAUCGAGAUCCUUCGCGACGCACUCCAAGUGACCAAGCACGAGUCAUUCCAGAAAGACACCGUGGCCCCAAUGGGUGUGCCGUCGUCCGAAUCCGACGAUGACCUUCUCAACUUCUGGAAGAACAACCUCAGUUCGGUCUGGCACAUGAUGGGGACAGUCACGAUGGGCAGACCCGGUGACGCGAAGGCGGCAGUGGACAGUCGAUUCCGCGUGUUCGGCAUCGAGAAUCUGCGCGUGGCGGACCUGAGCGUUGUGCCAGUUCCCCUGAACACCCACCCGCAGGUUCCCGCGUGCAUGAUCGGUAUGACCUGCGCAGAGGUGUCGAUUAAGGAAUAUGAUCUUAUGUAA
Molecule: messenger RNA, 1629 nt
Organism: Aspergillus viridinutans
Lineage: Eukaryota; Fungi; Ascomycota; Eurotiomycetes; Eurotiales; Aspergillaceae
Product: GMC family oxidoreductase
Exons: 4
Coding region: 1-1629 (542 amino acids)
Molecular function (GO): flavin adenine dinucleotide binding; oxidoreductase activity, acting on CH-OH group of donors
Source: RefSeq, a predicted model, not a curated record